AUGUUGCACCUGCCACUUGUAUUGCUAGCUGCUCUGUUUCCAGGUGGUGUCAGUCAGGAUGAUUUCCAGGGGCCAACCUCUUUCCAUGUCAUCCAAAUCUCAUCCUUUGCCAAUAGCACCUGGGCAAAAACUCAAGGAUCAGGCUGGUUGGAGGAUUUGCAGAUUCAUGGCUGGAAUUUUGACUCAGGCACUGCCAUAUUCCUAAAGCCCUGGUCUAAAGGAAAUCUCACUGAUGAGGAGGUAAAAGAGCUGGAGGAGAUAUUCCGAGUCUACCUUUUUGGAUUCAUUGGAGAAGUGCAAGAACGUGUCAGUGAAUUUCAGAUGGAAUACCCCUUUGAGAUCCAGGGCAUAGCAGGCUGUGAGCUGCAUUCUGGAGGUGCCAUUGUAAGCUUCUUGAGGGGAGCUUUAGGAGGAAUGGAUUUCCUAAGUGCCAGCAAUAACUCAUGUGUACCUGCCCCAGAAGGUGGCAAAAGGGCACAGAAGUUCUGCACAUUAAUUCUUCAGUAUAAAGGUAUCUGUGAUACUGUGGAGAAACUCCUCUUAGAAACCUGCCCCAAAUACCUCUUGAGUGUUCUGGAAGCAGGGAAGGCAGAUCUGCAGAGACAAGUGAAGCCUGAGGCCUGGUUGUCCAGUGGCCCUAGUCCUGGGCCUGACCAUCUGCAGUUGGUGUGCCAUGUCUCUGGCUUCUAUCCAAAGCCAGUGUGGGUGAUGUGGAUGCGUGGUGAGCAGGAGCAGCUGGGCACUCAGAGAGGUGACUUCCUCCCCAAUGCUGAUGGGACAUGGUAUCUCCGAGCAACCCUGAAUGUGGCAGCUGGAGAGGCAUCUGGCCUGACCUGCCGGGUGAAGCACAGCAGUCUAGGAGGGCAGGACAUCAUCCUCCAAUGGGGACACUCCAUCUCCAUUGGUUUGAUAAUUCUGGCAAUAAUAGUGCCUUGUUUGAUCUUUCUGCCAUGUCUUGCAAUAUGGUUUUGGAGGCGCUGGUCAUAUCAGGAUAUCCAAUGA
This is a messenger RNA of Castor canadensis (American beaver), 1002 nucleotides long. RefSeq names its product T-cell surface glycoprotein CD1b-like. Gene Ontology annotation, cellular component: external side of plasma membrane. The record is from RefSeq and is a predicted model, not a curated record. Gene Ontology annotation, molecular function: endogenous lipid antigen binding; exogenous lipid antigen binding; lipopeptide binding. Gene Ontology annotation, biological process: positive regulation of T cell mediated cytotoxicity; antigen processing and presentation, endogenous lipid antigen via MHC class Ib; immune response. NCBI's taxonomy places the organism in Eukaryota, Metazoa, Chordata, Mammalia, Rodentia, Castoridae.